Messenger RNA from Drepanopeziza brunnea f. sp. 'multigermtubi' MB_m1, 186 nucleotides. NCBI's taxonomy places the organism in Eukaryota, Fungi, Ascomycota, Leotiomycetes, Helotiales, Drepanopezizaceae. The record is from RefSeq and is a predicted model, not a curated record.
AUGACCAUGACUCUAAAGCAGCAGGAUUCUUUCUCUGGCCGCGCUCAUCACCAACAGGUGUUUCCAGCUUUCAGUGGCGCGCAAAACGGCACUCUGAGGUUCUCUGAAUCUUCAAUGGGAUGGUGCCAGUCACUUACCCGGACGAAAGGUACCUCGGCCAAACGCCUAAAGCCUGUUCCUAGCUAA